Molecule: messenger RNA, 2682 nt
Organism: Ogataea philodendri
Lineage: Eukaryota; Fungi; Ascomycota; Pichiomycetes; Pichiales; Pichiaceae
Exons: 4
Coding region: 1-2682 (893 amino acids)
Source: RefSeq, a predicted model, not a curated record
AUGGAAGUCACACUUUACACGCCAACUGUUCCAACAACAGAGAAUCCAGAUCUGUUCAGCUCCUUCGAGCCAAAACUUGAAGCUUACAGAGCAAAACUUGCAGCUGGAGUGUUGGACGAGUACAAGUUGCCCGAUAAUCUGGUACCUCAAGACGAUGGUGAUGUCACAGGGAUUCCUGACAAUAUUCUAAAUGAUGCUGAAAAGACAAUCACUGAGACAUCGGCUGUGUACCUUGCUGCAUCCAUUGCCAAUGGAAAACUGACUGCUGUAGAGGUGUUGAAAGCGUUUGCCAAAAGGGCCACUGCUGCACAUCAAUUGACGAACUGUGCAAUGGACCUGUUCAUUCCUGAAGCAUUGGAAAGGGCAGCAGAAUUGGAUGAAUAUUACAAAACUACAGGGAAGACUGUUGGUCCGCUCCAUGGCCUCCCUAUCUCAUUAAAAGAGCGGUUUGAUGUCAAGGGAAGAAUCACCCAUGCUGGGUAUGUCUGUGCUAUAGAUAACGUUUCCAAAGACUGGUCGCUUAUCCCUAAGAAGCUUUGGGAUGCUGGAGCUGUUUUUUUUAUUCGGACCUGCCAACCGCAAACACUAAUGCAUCUUUGCACCAAUAACAACAUCACAGGCAUCUGUCGCAACCCGUACAAUACUCGCUUGACAAGUGGUGGAUCCAGCUCUGGUGAGGCUGCACUGACUGCAAUGCACGGAUCUGCAUUUGGAAUUGGCUCUGAUGGUGGCGGAUCAAUUCGUGCUCCUGCUGCCUUUUGCGGCGUCUGGGGUAUUCGGUGCACUCAAAAGCGGCUUCCACUGAGAGGAAACAGCGUUUCGUCGGCUACGGGUGUGAACGACUGUUUUCAUACAGUCAAUGGGCCUUUGGCACGUAGUGCUGAUGACUUGGAACUUGCUUUGAAAGUGUUAAGCGAUAAAGCCUGGGAAGACGACGCUACACUGAUCCCGCUCCCAUGGAGAACAGUUUCGAAGCCAAAGGUUUCGGAUCUAACAAUCGCUGUUUGCUAUGACGACGGAGUGGUUAAACCAAUGGAGCCCAUAAUCAGAGGCCUGAAAUAUGUUGCCGGGAAGCUAAAAGCUGCGGGAGCAACAGUCGUGGAGUGGAAGCCGAACAACGUUGAUCUUGUCUCCAAGCUCUCGUUCACGGUUUAUAGUGCAAAUGGGAACGCGGGCCAAAAAAAGCUGUUUGAAAAGUCUGGAGAGCCCAUUUUGAAGUCCAGUGUGGACACACUCAGCUUUGGAUUCGGAGACAGACCGUUGACCUACUUGGAAUACGAGAAGAUCUGUAAGCUCCGUGACGAAAACAUGAAUCUGUACCGGGAGCAGAUGAAAGGAAUUGAUUUCCUACUCACUCCAGCGUACUGCAACGUUGCUCCAGUACCAGAAACUCUCAAAUACUGGGCGUACACUUCAAUCUGGAACUUCCUUGACCAGCCGGGAGUUGUGUUCCCAACUGGACUUCGGAUGGACCCUGAACUGGAUGCUCCUAAGGAAUACCAUCCAAGGAGUGACAUCGAGGCUUACGAAAGAAGUCUCUACAAAGAUCCAUCUGUUUUUGAUGGUGCACCUAUUUGUGUGCAGCUGAUUGGUCGGAGAUGGUUUUGUGAAGAGGUCCUACAAGGUGCAAAAGCUAUCAGCGAGAUUUUUGGCUUGUUGGAUCAGCUUGUCAACCUGGCUGGAAACAUCCAAUUCCUGGAACUGCUUGAAGUCGUUUCCGGUCAGUUUGUCUGUAAUUCUCUUAAGCACAUACGCAGCACGGGCAUUGAGAAUGUCUGCCUUGUACUGAGCAGCCAUCUUGCUGGCCUCUUCCUCGGUAAUUUGACCAGUGCGCAAAAGUUCUUGGUAAUUGGCAUUAGGCAAGCUCUGGUUAGGGUUGUCGACGAUCUGGUUAAAUGGGAAGUCAAAUCCCCAGUUAAUCAGUGGAUCGUACGCGAAAGCCUCCAAGAUAGCCAUCAGGGACUCCUUGUUAUCUCUCAGCACUCUCAUCACGUUUUCGCUUGUAAUUCUGAAAGAUCCCUCAAUUCCACUGACCUCCAUUGCGUAACUCAACAUCCGGGUGAGUCUGAAUGGAACCUUUUCAGGGUACUUCUCUCUCAAAAUAGCAGCCUCAAAACAGUCACCAAAAUCAAUAUGGACGACCUUACCAUUCUUCUAUCCAGCCAGGCUUCUGAAGACUUCGAUUUGAACCAUAGCACCUUACAUCUGCAACAUGAUACGGUGUUCGACAUCGAGCAAAAUUUUGCGAGGCUCUCUGUAUUCCUUGAUAAGAACGUGGAAAGUGUCCGAGUUUGGAACCCAACCCAAGAGACCGGAGCUUGGAGAAAGAGGAAUAGCAGCAAACUGUUGAAUAUCCAUGUGACGCUUGAAACAUUCCGAAUCGUUGGCCAGAAGGGUGUUCACCAAUCCAAAGAGCUGCAUGACCAGACUAUCUUGACGAAUAUCCUCGUGUCCCUUCAGCAGAUAUUGAUAGUUCUUACCGUCACUUCCAAGGACGUUGAACUUCCGCGGUCUCUGCUUCGAAGUGAUAACCGAAAACACAGGUUCGAAUUUGACUGUUUUGAUGACUUCUUUUCCAGGAACAUACGUUCCCGGAACAGCGAGCUCAAGAUCUUUAGCGGCAAGCAAUUUUGGAGAAACAUGCUGCAGAUCCAGAUUUUGCAGCUGGGGGAGCUGUCUUGA